AUCUUGUAUUGUGAAUUGUGCAUCGCUUUAAAAGUCCGUACGUCUCACUUCAAUAUGCACACUUUCAAUCUAUCACACCAUGGGCAAGAAGCUAAUUUUUGGGGCUCUUAUAGCUUUGGCGACAUUUAGUGUCAUUUUGAGUGCAAGCGUCGGAAAUCCUAAAGUAAUUCCUGAUGGCUACGUGGAUAUAGGUGGACAACAGUACUAUAUAAACGUAUCACAAUAUUUCAAAAAGGAUGAGGCAAGAGCCUUCUGCAAUUCGCUAAACAUGGACAUCGUUUCUUUUGAGGAAAAAAACAAAUGGGAUACAAUCAACACUUGGGCGCAGGAACAUCAAGAUGAAUUGUCCAAACAUUGGUUUUGGAUUGGUGCUGAGAGAGUGAACACCACACAUUGGCGAUGGGAAGUCUCAAAAAAGCCCAUUACACGCUUUUAUUGGAUCGAACCAGAACCCGACUUGGCGGCCGAGGUCUCUGAAACCAUUUGUCUCGGUUUUGUGUCCUACUCUUUUGCAUCAGGAUGGUGCGAUGACAUUUGUGACGACGAAUUUAUCGCUUACUCUGUACUUUGCCAAUAAAAUCCUGAUUCAGUUUAAAAUGUAAAAUGAA
Neocloeon triangulifer is the source of this 608-nucleotide messenger RNA. RefSeq lists its product as uncharacterized. NCBI's taxonomy places the organism in Eukaryota, Metazoa, Arthropoda, Insecta, Ephemeroptera, Baetidae. The record is from RefSeq and is a predicted model, not a curated record. The coding region runs from base 80 to 577 and encodes 165 amino acids. The transcript is spliced from 4 exons.